AUUGAAUCAGGAGUACAAAAAAUCACACACACACACAGAGAUAUAUAUAUAUAUACGUGUUCAUUGAUUUUCUGAAACACAACAAAAACUUCCUUAGAAAUUUGAGAAAGAAGAGAUGGAGUCUGUAAAUCCUCGGAGCGGAUUCUGCAAAUCGAAUUCGACGUUCUACAGCAAACGACCGCCGGUUUCUUUGCCGGCAAAUCCAUCGCUCGACAUCAAGACCUUCAUCUCGUCUCAGGCCCACCGUGGCAAGAUCGCCUUCAUCGACGCCGUCACCGGAAAAAACCUCAGCUUCUCCGAGCUAUGGCGGUCUGUUGACUCAGUCGCCUCCUGUCUCUCCGACAUGGGUAUCCGCAAGGGUCAUGUCGUGCUCUUGCUGUCACCGAACUCCAUCUUCUUCCCCGUCGUCUGUCUCGCUGUCAUGUCCCUCGGCGCCAUCAUCACCACCACCAACCCUCUCAACACCUCCGGCGAGAUCUCUAAACAGAUCUCGGAUUCCAAGCCCGUCCUUGCAUUCACCACCGCCGGUCUCCUCCCCAAAAUCGCCGCGGAUCUCCCGAUGGUGCUCAUGGACGAGGAGGAGCGAGUGGAUUCCACGUGCGGCGCGAGAAUCGCGGGGAUAUUGGUGGAGAUGAUGGAGAAGAAGCGGCCGAGUGAGAGCCGAGUCAGGGAACGAGUCGACCAGGAUGACACGGCGACUCUUCUGUACUCGUCAGGGACCACAGGCGCGAGCAAGGGGGUCGUCUCCUCCCACAAAAACCUAAUUUCGAUGGUUCAGACAGUGGUUAAUCGAUUCAGAUCUGAAAACGGAGACCAAGGAGAACAUAGAUUCAUCUGUACAGUGCCUAUGUUCCACAUCUACGGCUUGGCCGCGUUUGCGACGGGUCUCCUCGCUUGCGGAUCCACCAUCAUCAUACUGUCCAAAUUCGACAUGCACGAGAUGAUGUCGGCGAUCGGACAAUACCGAGCCUCGUAUCUCCCACUCGUGCCUCCAAUAUUGGUCGCCAUGGUCAAUGGCGCUGAUCAGAUCAAGCGCAAGUACGAUCUGAGUUCGCUGCAAUCUAUUCUCUGCGGAGGAGCUCCACUGAGCAAGGAGGUGAUCGAGGGUUUCGUGGAGAAGUACCCAAACGUCAGGAUUCUUCAAGGGUAUGGGUUGACCGAGUCAACGGGGAUGGGGGCUUCGACGGACACGCUGGAGGAGAGCCGGCGGUACGGAACCGCCGGAUUGUUGUCGCCGAGCAUGGAGGGGAAGAUCGUGGAUCCGGACUCGGGCCGGGCUCUCGGGUUGAACCAGACCGGCGAGCUCUGGCUCAAGGGUCCAGCGAUCAUGAAAGGUUAUUUCAGUAAUGAAGAAGCAACGAGCUCGACUCUUGAUUCAGAAGGAUGGUUGAGAACUGGAGAUCUCUGCUACUUUGAUGAAGACGGAUUCAUCUUCGUGGUUGAUCGUUUGAAGGAGCUUAUCAAAUACAAGGGUUACCAGGUCCCUCCAGCUGAACUAGAGGCUCUGUUACUUGUUCAUCAAGAAAUCGUAGAUGCUGCAGUCAUCCCGUUUCCGGACAGGGAGGCAGGGCAGUUUCCGAUGGCCUACAUCGUACGGAAGCCCGGAAGCAAGCUAUCAGAGAAGAGCGUAAUGGACUUCGUGUCUGAACAGGUUGCGCCGUACAAGAGGAUUCGGAAGGUUGCCUUUGUGGCUUCGAUUCCUAAGAAUCCGUCGGGGAAGAUUCUGCGAAAGGAUCUUAUAAAGCUCGCCACCUCCAAGCUUUGAAAAUUCAGAUGCCUUUUUUCCUAUUGCUUGCAUUUAGCGAUAUCAUGUUUUAGGGAUAUUUUUUCUCUCUCAAUUUUGGUGUUUAAUUUCCCAAUGGAUAGAGAACGAAAACAAAUAUCUUGCAACGUGUCUACUAUUUAAUUAUAUA
This is a messenger RNA of Tarenaya hassleriana, 1913 nucleotides long. Its product is annotated as 4-coumarate--CoA ligase-like 5. Gene Ontology annotation, molecular function: CoA-ligase activity. NCBI's taxonomy places the organism in Eukaryota, Viridiplantae, Streptophyta, Magnoliopsida, Brassicales, Cleomaceae. Bases 116 to 1765 code for a protein of 549 amino acids. The record is from RefSeq and is a predicted model, not a curated record. The transcript has 4 exons. Gene Ontology annotation, cellular component: peroxisome.